CACAAUGGAAGAGGAAAGGCGGUGGGAGGGCAGGCAGGAGCACCACUAUCCAAUGGGAUCAGUGAUGGGAGGGAGUUUGUCGAACUCCAGCUUUGUCCUAACUUACUGGGACUCCUGAGCACAAUAUGACUGAAACGCCUGUACCGUUAUUCCACGGGACGGUGCGUCGGCACAGCCGCCUGCACACACUAAACGCCGCUCACUUGCGCUAACUUUGGAUAAACUUUUCUUUACGCAUCUCGAAGGAGCUAGGAACUUUUCUUUUGUUUUGUCUUUGAAGGGAUUGUCAGAUUCCGCUUUGAAAAUGCUGUUUGAAGAGUUGGAAUGAAACUAGGAAUCAUUCUCUCCAUUCAGAGGAUUUGGUUGCAUUGAAAAGCAGCGCUGCGCAGGAUAAAACAACACUUCUGGAGUUCUUUGGAACACUGAAUAACUGCAAAAAGAGUCACUGCUGGGUUUCCCAUUGAGUUUUUUUCUGCACAUUUGCUGGAAUACAAUGCUUUAGUGACUCGUCCGACCUCAGUAAAGUUGAUGCAUCAUAGGCAUGGACUCUGUCUGAGAAAGGUGGCUGGCUAAAUGACCAUGGCGCUCACAGGUAGGGGCUUAGGCCGGUUUCAUUUGAUUUUACUGAUGUUAUGGACUCUGUCGCGGUACUCAGCAUCAAGUCAAGUCCGUCAAGAGUUUCAGGUCCUGGAGGAGCAGCCCAUUGGCACCUAUGUGGGCACGAUAGAGACCAAACCCAGCUUCACUUACCGCUUCAGCGAGAACCACAAACUUUUUGCAAUUAACGGCACCACUGGAGUAAUUUACACCUCCUCGGUGAUUGACAGAGAGGUUUUGCAAAGUGAUGUCAUCAACGUUGUGGUGCUGUCCAGUCAACCCACCUACCCGACUGAGGUCAGGAUAGUAGUUUUGGAUAUUAAUGAUAACUCUCCGGUGUUUCCAGACGCGUCAAUUGUCGUGUCUUUCAAAGAGGACGCCAGCAGCGGCAGGCAAGUGAUUCUGGACACUGCUACAGAUUCAGACAUUGGAAGUAACGGAGUUGAUCACACCACGUACAGAAUAGUGAAAGGCAACGACCAGAGGAAAUUCCGCCUGGAUAUUACAGUCAAUCCUAGUGGAGAGGGGGCAUUCUUGCACCUUGUUUCAACUGGUGGCUUGGACAGGGAAGUUACCCCUUUCUACCAGCUCCUGAUUGAGGUGGAGGACAAAGGAGACCCGAAAAAGUUUGGCUACCUGCAAGUAAAUGUUACCAUUCAAGACAUAAAUGACAACCCUCCUAUCUUUGAUCAAGACCAAUAUCAAACAAGUGUUUUUGAGGAUGCAGCAGUAGGUUCAAGUAUUCUGCAGAUUACAGCAUCAGAUCAGGAUGAGGGAGCCAAUGCUGAAAUCCGGUACUUUUUAGAUGAAGGGACACCUUUUCAAAUUGACCCUAAAGCUGGUACCAUUAUUAUAAAAGAUGGUUUGGAUUAUGAGAGUAAGAGAGAGUACUCCCUGACAAUUCAUGCAGUGGAUAACGGGGUGCCCUCUCUGUCCGGCAGAACAGAAGCAACAAUCAAACUUUUAGAUGUGAAUGAUAAUGACCCAGUUGUAAAGUUUAGGUAUUUUCCCACAACUUCUAAAUUUGCAUCUGUCGAUGAAAAUGCACAGAUUGGCACAGUUGUGGCUUUACUCACUGUUUCAGAUUCAGACUCCCCCAUGGCUAAUGGUAACAUAUCUGUUUCGAUCUUAGGAGGCAACGAGCAGAGACACUUUGAAGUGCACACGUCUCCUGUGCCCAAUUUAAGUCUGAUCAAAGUUGCCAGUGUGUUAGACAGAGAGAGAAUCUCCUCAUACAAUCUAACUGUGUCUGUAUCAGACAAUGGGAAGCCUAUUGCAAGAUCCUCCUUUGCCAGUCUGGUUAUUUUUGUGAAUGAUAUCAAUGAUCACCCACCCAUAUUCCAGGAAACGCUGUACAGAGUAGAUAUCAGUGAAGACAUACCAAAAGGCAGCUACAUUAAAGGGGUUUCUGCAACAGAUGGUGACUCUGGGCAGAAUGCCAACCUGCGCUACUCCCUGGUGUCUGGAAAUGCUUUGGGCUGGUUCUCCAUCAGUGAAAACAGUGGUCUGGUUACCAGCGCCGCUUUGCUGGAUAGGGAAAUAGCAUCUGAAAUUGUGCUCAACAUUAGUGCCAAAGACCAGGGGCUACAGCCCAAGAUUUCUUACACUAAACUUAUAGUCAACAUCACUGAUGUGAAUGACCAAGUGCCCACAUUUACACAGAGCACAUUUCAUGUUUCCCUGGUGGAGCAUGCUCCUGCUGGUACUGAGCUGGUGGUGCUGUCUGCUUCAGAUGACGACCUUGGGGCCAAUGGAACUAUCCGCUUCUCAUUUGAUUCAGAGACUCCAGCCUCAGUCCAGGAGCUGUUUCGCCUGGAUGCCGUGUCAGGGCGAUUAAGCACAGCCGUGGAGCUAGACAGGGAGGAUCAGGCCUCCUACUUACUCCACAUCCAGGCAGCAGACGCAGGCAGCCCUCCUUUGCACUCUGUAGGAAAAGUCAACAUCACCCUGAGGGAUAUCAAUGACAAUAGACCAGUUUUCUACCCUGUGCAGUAUUUUGCCAAUGUGAAAGAGAAUGAGCCCUCGGGUUCUUAUGUAACCACAGUUUCAGCCACAGACCCCGAUUUGGGUCGAAAUGGCACAGUCAAAUAUAUAAUUACAGCCGGAGAUGCUUCCAAAUUCCGCAUUAAUAGCAACACAGGGAAAAUUACCACGCUUGUGCCCCUGGAUAGAGAGGAGAAAACUGCAUACCAGCUGCAGGUGACAGCAGCAGAUGGUAGCAGCCUGCGCUCACACAUCCAGGCCAUAGUAACUGUAACUGUUAUAGACACACAGGAUAACCCACCUGUCUUUAGCCAGAAGGUGUACAGCUUUGUCAUGUUUGAAAAUGUGGGUACCGGGACAAUUAUAGGGACCGUGUCAGCCACUACUGUAGAUUUAAACACAAACAUUUCAUAUCUAAUCACAUCAGGAGACCAGAGAGGGCUUUUUGCCGUAAACAGCGCAGGUCAGAUCACAGCAUCGAGCCAGAUAGACAGAGAAGAGCAAGGUUUUUAUCAGCUCAAAGUUGUAGCCAGAGCUGGGGAGAUCACAGGAGAGGCAUUUGUUAACAUCACUGUGAAGGACUUAAAUGAUAAUGCUCCUCAUUUUAUUCACGCUGUGGAGCAUGUGAGUGCAGUGGAGAACUGGAGCACGGGUCAUGUCAUAUUCCAGGCCAAAGCUUCAGAUCCUGAUGAAGGGACAAAUGGCAUGGUGGUUUACAGCCUCAAACAAAACCCCAAAGGCCUUUUUCAUAUUCACGAGAAGCAUGGCCUCAUCACACUGACUGGGCCGCUGGAGGUCACCACAAGCUCUUAUGAGGUCGAGGUCAUCGCAUCAGACAUGGGGGUUCCCAAGCACACCUCCAGUCUCAUCCUCAUUGUCAGUGUUUACGACGUCAAUGACAACUCGCCCAUGUUUGACCAGCUUUCGUAUGAGGUCAUCAUCCUGGAGUCUGAGCCUGUGAACAGCCGCUUUUUCAAAGUGGAGGCCACCGACAAAGACUCUGGUCUUAAUGGGGAGAUCAUGUAUGACAUCGCUGGUGGCAACACAGGUGAAGUGUUUGGCAUUUUUCCAGACGGGCAGUUGUACAUCAAAGCAGAGCUAGACAGAGAGAUACAGGACAGAUAUAACUUAGUGGUUGUAGCCAAAGACAGGGCUGUGGAACCACUUAGCGCCACCGUCAAUGUCAGCGUGAUUCUGGAUGAUGUAAAUGAUAACCGACCCCUCUUUAACAGCACCAAUUAUGUGUUUCAUUUUGAGGAAGAGCAGAAGAGGGGGUCGCUGGUGGGGCGUGUUUUUGCUGAGGAUAAGGACUUUGGCCCAAACAGUGAGGUCAGAUAUACAUUUGAGACACCGCAGCCCAACUUUGAGCUGAACGCAAUCACAGGGGAGUUGACCAGCACGCUGCAGUUUGAUCGCGAGUUACUCAUGAGACAAAGAGGCGCCGCCGUGUUCAGCUUUGUGGUCGUCUCGUCAGACCAGGGUCUCCCCAAACCCCUCAGAGACCAGGCCAAAGUGCAAGUUUACAUUCAAGACAUCAACGACAACCCACCUAAAUUCACCAAAGACAUUUACCAGGCCUCCAUCUCUGAGUCAGCUCAAAACAUGACGCAACUUCUGCGUGUCUCCGCCUCCGAUGUGGAUGAGAACAAAAAUGGACAGGUUCAUUAUCACAUCCCUGAAGGUAACGAGGAAGGACAGUUCACUAUUGACAGCAGCUCUGGGCAGGUUACUUUAGUAGGAAAGCUGGACUAUGAAUCUACAUCCUCCUAUUCAUUGAAAAUCAUUGCUGUUGAUGCUGGAGCUGUGCCCUUGUCCUCUUCCUGUAUGCUCAGUAUUAGCAUCCUGGAUGAGAAUGACAACUCCCCCUCCUUCCCUAAAUCCUCAUUGUCUGUGGAUGUCCUGGAGAACAUGAGGAUUGGUGAGCUGGUGGCCUCUGUGACUGCCACUGAUGCAGAUUCUGGUCAGAACGCAGACAUAACGUACAGCAUAACAGCUACAAACAACCACGGCACUUUCAGCAUCAGCCCCAACACUGGCAGCAUCUUUUUGGUUAAAAAGCUGGACUUUGAAACUCAGUCAUUUUACAAACUCAACAUCACUGCAAAGGACAAUGGUAGACCGCCACGCUCUUCAUCCAUUCCUGUGGUCAUUCAUGUCAGGGAUUUUAACGACAAUCCUCCCAUAUUUACCCCUGGCGACAUUUUCAAAUCCAUCCCUGAAAAUCUUCCCAUCUCAGCCUCAGUCAUGACAAUUACAGCUCAUGAUACAGAUGCAGACAUAAACGGGCAGCUGGAGUACUCCAUUGUUCAACAGAUUCCCCGGGGAAACCACUUCAGCAUUGACCCAAGCACCGGGCUCAUAUACACCAAUAAGGAAGUAGACAGAGAGUUUUCAAAUCUGUUCGAGCUGACAAUCAAAGCCACUGACCAGGCAGUUCCGGUUGAAUUCCGCCGCUUUGCCCUAAAAAAUGUUACAAUAUGGGUCACAGACCAGAAUGAUAAUAUUCCCACUUUUGUGUCCCAGAAUGCCCUUGUGGCUGAGCCCAAUAUAGUCAUCGGCUCCAUUCUGACAACAGUGGUGGCCUUCGACCCCGAUGAGGGAGCAAACGGGGAAGUGGAGUACGAGCUUGUGGAAGGAGACGCUAACACUUUCAUCAUGGACAGGUACAGUGGAGAUAUUCGCCUGGCUUCCCAGCUGGUUCCAUCCCGACUCAUGUACACCCUCACAGUGUCGGCCACUGACCACGGCACAGAGCGCAAGACCUCCAGAACUGAGCUGACCAUCAUCCUCCAAGGGAUGGAUGGACCUGUUUUCUCCCAACCAAAAUACAUCACUAUCCUCAAAGAGGGACAGCCAGCAGGCACCAACGUCAUCUCCCUGGAUGCCUCAAGCCCACGGGGGUCAGCGUCUAAAGUGGAGUAUUUCAUCGUUGCGGUUCGCAGCGGUGGAAAAGCAGUGGGACGCCUUUUCACCAUCGGCCGCCACACUGGAGUGAUACAGACGGCUGCAGAGCUGGACCGAGAGCAAGGCUCCGACCUCUACCUGGUGGAUGUGUAUGCCAUCGAGACAGACGCCAACCAGCCCAGAACACAACGUGCUGAGUUGGGUAGGAAUAAGCGUCUGUGUCUGACCUCCCACCUCGUGGUCACACGGCCUUGA
Larimichthys crocea (large yellow croaker) is the source of this 5739-nucleotide messenger RNA. Its product is annotated as protocadherin Fat 4-like. Bases 574 to 5739 code for a protein of 1721 amino acids. Gene Ontology annotation, biological process: homophilic cell-cell adhesion. Gene Ontology annotation, molecular function: calcium ion binding. Gene Ontology annotation, cellular component: plasma membrane; cell-cell junction. The record is from RefSeq and is a predicted model, not a curated record. Lineage: Eukaryota; Metazoa; Chordata; Actinopteri; Sciaenidae. The transcript is spliced from 2 exons.